This is a messenger RNA of Aspergillus mulundensis, 1206 nucleotides long. RefSeq lists its product as uncharacterized. Gene Ontology annotation, cellular component: endoplasmic reticulum tubular network. Lineage: Eukaryota; Fungi; Ascomycota; Eurotiomycetes; Eurotiales; Aspergillaceae. The transcript has 3 exons. Gene Ontology annotation, biological process: endoplasmic reticulum tubular network organization. Bases 1 to 1206 code for a protein of 401 amino acids. The record is from RefSeq and is a predicted model, not a curated record.
AUGGUGUCCCUUUGGCCGUUCAAGGGAGAAGACAACUCCCCGGCCGGCUUCGAAAAAACCCUAUCCACUCUCUCCGCAAAAAUCACUCAGUCCACCACCCGUCUUGAUCUACACCGCCAGCAUGCCCGCCGCUUCAAAGCCCUCUGGACCCUCUACACCACCUUCAUCUACCUCCUCUACUCGAUAAUCCUCGCGCUCGUUUUGGGAUGGGAAAACUGGGGUGUGAAGGAAUACGCCGCGAUCCUCGGGGGACCGGUGAUUAUCUACGUAGUCCGCGCCGGAGGCACAAUGUACUUCGAAUACCGGAUCAACAACACCCAGCGAUACCUCGACAGUCUCCAGAAGCAGCGCGACGAGACGAUCGAAAAGCUCAAGGUCGCGACGAAAUACAACUCCACCCAGCAGCUAUUAGAAAAGUACGCUGGUGACUCGCCGAAACCGGGACGCUCGAAAGGCGGCGACCAGAAAUCGAGGCCGGAGAAUAAACGCAAGCCUUCUGGACAACAGCAGCAGCGACCGCCGCAACCACAGGUCCAGCGAACGGGCAUCCCUCCUCCCCCCACCGCGAAUAUCCGCCGCCCAGCCCCGCCUCCACCAGAGCAGCCGCCAUCCCCAUACCCCCCACAGCAAAGCCAACAACCUCCUCGCAAUCCCCCGCCGUCCGGAUUAAACGAGCCCGGCUUCGCCCCUAAUGCCUUCCCCACGCAGCAGUACAUUGAACAUUCCCGCUGGUACGACCGCCUCCUCGACGUCCUUCUCGGCGAAGACGAAACACAGCCGAAGAACCGUAUCGUCUUGAUCUGCGCCGCGUGCCGGCUCGUCAACGGCCAAGCACCACCAGGCAUGAAGUCCCUCGAAGAACUCGGCCGCUGGAGAUGCGGCGGCUGCGGCGCAUGGAACGGCGAAGAAAGCGCAGCUCGAAAAGUCCUAGCAGAUAUCAAAGCCGAGUCCGGGCCCGCGUCGGAGCCGUCAGAUGACGAGCCCGACAUUGAGCACCGCCUUUCCGCGUCCACAAGUGACGGCGCUUCUGACGGCGUGAUCGUUACAAAGGAGGAGGAUGACCAGGGCCAAGGACGGGACGUGGAAGUCGAAUCGCGGAGUAGUUCGGGAUCCGCAGCAGAGACACCCGCGGAGGAUGAUAAGCCGGCGGCGACGGUCAGGACAAGAUCGCAGCGUGCAACGCAGCGGCGCGGGCGGAAGGGGUAG